Molecule: messenger RNA, 3513 nt
Organism: Rhipicephalus microplus (southern cattle tick)
Lineage: Eukaryota; Metazoa; Arthropoda; Arachnida; Ixodida; Ixodidae
Molecular function (GO): metal ion binding
Source: RefSeq, a predicted model, not a curated record
GAGUUUCCGGGCGUGGGCCUGGUGCGACGGUCUUUUCAUUCUCGUGAAAUCCUCGCACGUGUUGGCUGCAAGAGCGGCCGUUUCCUUCAGCCACGGCGGCCUCAAAAUCGAACACCGCGGUCCCACUGUUAAAAACCUGGGCUGCGCAAUCGUCCCAGAAAGACGUUAUGAGCAAUUUUCAGGAAAUAUGUGUCGCCCGCACCGACGGUGACCUGCCGCUGGUGAAGUUCAAGUCUACAAAAACUGGCAUGACUGUGUGUGUGUCCGAAUUCGAUGGGCCGCUCAUUAGCGGCUACCUUUGCGUUGCAACCGAAGCUCAAGAUGAUGACGGCCUGCCUCAUACCUUAGAACAUCUUAUUUUCAUGGGCAGCGAAGAUUACCCUUACAAGGGAAUCUUGGACCAGCUGGCGAACCGGUGCCUGGCGUCUGGCACCAAUGCCUGGACGGACACAGAUCACACGUGUUACACUAUGACCACUGCUGGCUCCAAGGGGUUCGUCAACCUGUUGCCAAUCUAUUUGGACCACAUUCUUUACCCCUUGCUCACGGAGGCAGCCUUCAUCACCGAGGUCCAUCAUGUGAAUGGAGAAGGGGAGGAUGCUGGUGUGGUCUACUGCGAGAUGCAGGCACGUGAGAACACGGGCGAAAGCUUGUGCAUGUUGCACCUGUUGCGUACGCUCUACCCAGCUCCCUGUGGCUACCGCUAUGAGACUGGAGGCCUCAUGCGCAAUCUUCGUGAGAGCACUGACAAUCAAAAGGUCAGAGCAUACCACAAGAGCUUCUACCGUCCUGAGAAUCUGUGUGUGAUUGUAGCUGGCAGCAUAUCGCCCAAAGAAGUACUCAAGGCUCUGGAGCCAAUUGAAAAGAAAAUCAUUGCCAAGGGCCAGAGAAAGCCAUUUACCCGGCCAUGGCAGAAAACAGUGCCACCCAUCACCGGUCCUUUGGAGUCAACGGUACCGUACCCAUGUGACGAUGAUGACCAUGGCCUUGUCUAUGUAGCUUUCAGAGGGCCUCCACUGAAAGUUUUUGAAGACAUUGCUGCAUUGUUGGUUAUGCAAGACUACCUUACAGACACGUCAGUCUCUCCUCUACAGAAGUUGUUUGUUGAGACAGAAGAUCCAUACUGCAGCAUGGUAAAAUCAAGUUUUAUUGAAAACAGAGACACCUGCUUCUAUUUCACCUUUGAGAAUGUGUCCAAAGGAAAACUUAAAACAGUCAAAAGCAUUUUGAUCAAGGCUUUGACUGAUAUUGCCAAUGGCACCAUGCCUCUGGAUAUGGAUAGAAUGGCUGUUGUAAUUCAGAGGCGACGUCUACGGAUACUGAAUCAGAUCGAAUCCGCACCACAUGAAAGUAUUGCAAACACUGUCAUUGUCGACUUCCUUUACGGAAAUACACCUGAAGAUCUGCGGAACAGGUUGAACCAGAUUCCCAUAUUCAUGAGCUUGCUGAAGCGAGAUAAGGAGUUCUGGGUGCAGUUGCUGAAAAAGUACUUGGUUGACAACAAGGCCAUCUGUGUGAUUGGGGAGCCUAGCCCAAGUUUGCUGAAGAAAAUGACUGAAGCCGAGAACCAGAGGAUUGAGCAUCAGCGAGAAGCUCUUGGUGAGGAUGGCCUCCAGAAGCGAGCAGAAGCAUUAGAAAAAGCCAUCGAGGCUAAUGAGAAAGAGCCACCAAAAGACAUGAUCUUGGCUGUGCAAGUCCCUCCAGUGUCGACCAUCCGCUUCCACAGUCUGGUGCGUGUUUGCAAUGCUCAUAACGACAAGGGCAUUAUGUCGUUCAACUUUCAAGGAAUUCCUUUCCGCUUUGAAGUGGACCAUCUCAAGACCAACUUUGUCUCGCUGACUGUCAUGCUCAACACUAAUGGUAUCUCCCAGGACCUUCGUAUGUACAUUCCACUUUAUCUAGAGCUGCUUCACGAGUCACCAGUCAUCACAAAAACAGGACGCAUGAACCACAACGAGGUCAUCAACCAACUGGAAGCAGACACCAUUCACAUUUUCACUGGGUUGGGCCUUGAGUGCAGUACACGCUUCUUUGCUGGCUCACAUGCCCAGUACGCCUCCCUCUACCUUUUGCUAGACCGUGAGAAGUAUUUCCGAGGUGUGCAGUGGGUGCAUGACUUGCUGACAGGUAUAGAUUUUGAGGCAGAACGGAUCCAAGUUGUUGCCAACAAGAUGGUCAAGGAUGUGGUCAAGAAGAAGCGAUCGGGAAUAAAGAUAACUGGAACACUCAUAAGGAUACUUACCUUUCGGCCGGAAAGUAAUAAUACCGCUGGCAGUAUGCUGCGCCAGCAGACCUUCUUGCAUGAAGUGCUGCAACAGCUGAAAGCAGAUCCAACCAAGGUGAUAAAAAACCUGACAGAGGUUAAAGAGUUCUUGACACGGCCCGAGAAUGUGACUGUGCACAUGGCUGCGAACAUUGAAAAGCUGUCACUGCAUGGUGAUCUGGGAACACCUUGGAAAACCUGCCUCACCCGACAGCCAAAGCCCCCAUCUCCUAUAAAGUGUGUUGCGCAGGUGUCGUGCCAUAGCCUGCUGGUUCGUAGCAACGAGCAAAGCCUCCCAAGGGAUGUGAUCACAUCUGUGGGCUCUGUAGAGUCUGCCUUCCUGACCCAGUGCUCACCGAGCCUCAGCUCCUAUACAAGUCCAGACCUGCCUCCAUUGCUGGUGCUCAUCCAGUAUCUUGUACAGUUGGAGGGUCCCAUGUGGCGGCAAAUUCGAGGCCAGGGCUUGUCCUACAACUAUGACCUUCUGAUAAGACCCUGCGAUGGCCUGCUCUACUUUGUUCUGACGAAGUCUACAUUGGUGGCAUCCGCAUAUCGCGAGGCAAUGCAGAUUGUACAGCGACACAUUGCAGGCGAGGAGGAGUGGGAUGAAGAGUUGCUGGAAGCAAGCCGCAGUAGCCUCAUGUUUGAACUUAUUGAGAAGGAGAAGUAUGUCAAUGAGGUUGCCCUCCAGUCCAUGCUGUCCUACCUCCGUGGCAUUGACAUGAGCUACACCAGGACCUUGCUGGAAAAGGUGGCACAAGUGAAUCUACCAGACAUGGUUCGUGUAGGAAAAAAGUACCUGUCCACCCUUUUUGACCCAGCCGCGUCCAAGCUGGUCAUUUGCUGUCACCCAUCCAAAGUCGAUGAUACAGUUGCUGCUUUCAAAGAGUUCGGGAGAAACCUCACAGUUAUUACAUCUCUGGACGAUAGCAUUUUUGCCAAGUACUAAAAAUAUGGCCGUUCAUCUAAAAGUAGAAGCACGAAAGAACCCAAGGCUGAGGACCUGAACAAGCCACACGUUCAUGUCUAAGUAAUGGACUAUGCUUGUUUGUUGAUUUUCACUACCCUUGUCAUCUGCACUGACUUUUUUUAAUAAAGCCUGUAAAAUUGUUUCUAUAACUUUCCUAAAUGCCUGAACUGCAUAUUCCAUGUAAGUAAACCUAAAAUGUCCCUGAACAAUUGUUUCAGUGUUUCUGAAUAAAGGAGCUCUGCAACACUUUUUGAACAUGCAAAAUGUUGUUGCUAAUCUA